UAUCACGACUCUUUAGAGGUGUAUUGCUUUUCGACAACGACAAAUUGCUCUCCUUGCUUGUAUUGGUAAUAGCAUACUGUAAUUAUGAGAUAAUAAUUUUUUGGAGAGAAAUUCUGGCAUCUGGAGCACGCUCCAAGUCAUGGGUAUCAAAGGAAUUUAUGGAGAAAUUGGUCCAGGGGAGAGAAUUUCCCUUUCAAAACUGGCUGUUGAGAAGUUGGAGAAGGAAGGUCGACCAUUAAGAGUGGCAAUCGAUGUGUCCAUCUGGCAAUUCCAGACUCUAGCAGGUCAAGGAGGAAGCAACCCCGCAAUUCGUACCUUCUACUAUCGUCUUCUUCGACUACUUUCAUUCUCCGUACAGCCUCUUUUUGUCUUCGAUGGGCCUCAUAAGCCACCUUUUAAGCGCGGCAAGAAGACAGGUCAUCAUGGCGCCUGUGUCCCAAAUCUUAUGACGAAGCAAAUGCUUGCUUUGUUCGGCUAUCCUUACCAUAUGGCUCCUGGAGAAGCUGAAGCUGAAUGUGCUUUGCUGCAAAGAGAUGGAAUUGUGGACGCUGUUCUUAGCGAAGAUGUCGAUACUCUCAUGUUUGGAUGUGGCUUGACCUUUAGGAAUUGGUCCUCUGAAGGCACACGAGGGAACAAAUCUCCCACCCACGUAUCAGUGUACGAUGCCAAAGCAACCAAAGAGGGCAAAUCUGGACUCGACCGAGAAGGAAUGGUUCUAGUCGCCCUUAUGAGUGGUGGUGAUUAUAUAACCGAGGGCAUUCCGCAUUGUGGUAUCAAGGUUGCAUGUGAAGCUGCUCGAGCAGGUUUCGGAAACUCCUUGUGCAAGUUGGCAAAUAACGAUGUCGCGGGUAUAGCAACUUGGAGAGGUAAUUUAGCCCACGAAAUCCGAACGAACGAGAGCAAGUAUUUCCGGAUUAAACACAAGACAUUGACCAUCCCGGAAAACUUUCCAAACCGAGAGGUGCUGGGGUAUUAUACCAAUCCAGUUGUCUCCUCGGCACUCAAAGUACAGAAAAUGAAAGAUGAGAUCGUAUGGGAUGGAGAGAUCGACAUUCAAGGUCUUCGACAGUUUGUGGGCGAAGCUUUUGAUUGGACCAACAAGAUAGGAGCGAGGAAGUUCAUUCGAAAUCUUGCUCCUGCUCUUCUAGUCCACAAACUUCGUCUAAGAGGCGAUCGAAGAGAUUCUGGCUAUGGUGAUCUAGUACUCACAGCGAUGAACGAGAUGGAGCUUGUUCGCGCUAUUUGCGGCAACAGGAACCACUUCACUGUCGAUUGCAUCAAGGAACUGAGAGUGGUCUAUUCGCCAAUCGAUAUUGUUGGAAUUGACCUGGAUGCCGAACAUGAUGAUGCGGUAGACUUUGGCAGAAGUGGUCUGGCCACCAAUAAUGCUGAUGAUGGGGAUUUAGAUGUGUCAGACAGAGAUACAUCAAAGAGCCCAGGGAGACGAGGGCCAUCGACCUAUGAUCCCACUCAGCCGGACAAGCUAUGGCUGCCAGAAACGAUUGCGAAGCUUGGUGUGCCAUUGAAAGUAGAAGACUAUAAAGAAUCUCUGCGAAAUCCAAGGAAAUUCCUCAAAGCGAAAGCUGCUGCCAAGAAGGCAGCCAUGCCCAAGGGUGCUAUGGAUAAGUUUGUAGCCGUUACCAAGCCCACCAAACAGAACGAGAAGUCAGAAGCUUCCAGAGAGCUAGCAGAAUCUCCUGAGCCAGAUCUGCCUCCAGUAUAUCUUGCGCCUAGGUUGAGACCACAACAACGCUCACAAUUUUUACCAACAACUAAGGCCAGCAGAGCUGCAAUAGUUGACGAAUCCGCACGAACAAACACCGACUCUCUUGCAACAAAACCAGCGAAGACAACCACAAGGAUUCGAAACAAACCCACAGCUACCACAAAACCACAACCCAACACCAAUCCAUGGACCAUAGCCCGAGCAAGUUCAUCCCCUCAGAACCUCCCAAAAGUCACCAAGAACACUGUCACUCCAUCAUCCACCCCCGUAGCAAUCUUCAGGCCCCCCUCGCCAUGCUACAUCACAUCCAGCAGCCCACCUGCUCCUACACCCCUCUCACCACGCUCACCAAACCUCUCUCUAAUACCAUCAAACGGGACAAAACACCAACACUCCCCCAUUCCCUCUCCUACUCCAUCUCCAGAGCCAAAUCUCGACCUCCCAAACACAGUAACAAUCACCAGACCCCGCUCCCGCCGAACUCAAGACCCAUCUACACCCAGCAAGACCCGGGAUCCGGACCAUCCUUCGCCUAGGAAGAGAGUUUCGCCCGAUCACCCUGUUUCGAUCCAUUCCCACACCCCUGAACCCGUGGCUAGACUCCUCAACUUCUCCGCCUCGAAGAAUACUCAGCAUACAGAGACAGAGAACCACAGGUCCCAAACCUCAAGUCCCGAGCUCCCAUCCCUGGCCGAAUUACGCUCCUCCUCUUCUGCUUCUGCUUCGGUCUCGAUGCAGAGUUCUAGACCAACGACGGCUGAAUCAUUCGAGCUGCGAGGAAGAGUAGAAAUGAAGAAGAAAAAGAAAUUCAUCAUGCCAAGGAAGAGUUUAGCUGGGGCGUGGAAAGAGAUUGAGGUUGAUGCCGAUGAGGAUGAGGAUGAUGUUUUUGGAGGUGAGAAAGUAGGGAAGGGAGAAGAGAGGGAGAGGAGGUGGAGGUUGAGCGAGGUUGAGGUUGUGGAUUUGAGUGCGGAUUAAGGGAGGGAGGGGAUGUGGGUUGAGACUGGAGUUGGAGUAAGUGUUGAUGGGGAGUUAGGAGUUAUAGAUUUGGCUGGACUAGAUUGGAUGAUAAUUGAAGAAC
Messenger RNA from Mollisia scopiformis, 2804 nucleotides. RefSeq lists its product as uncharacterized. Bases 140 to 2701 code for a protein of 853 amino acids. The record is from RefSeq and is a predicted model, not a curated record. Lineage: Eukaryota; Fungi; Ascomycota; Leotiomycetes; Helotiales; Mollisiaceae. Gene Ontology annotation, molecular function: crossover junction DNA endonuclease activity; 5'-flap endonuclease activity. The transcript is spliced from 2 exons.